Molecule: messenger RNA, 1680 nt
Organism: Piliocolobus tephrosceles (Ugandan red Colobus)
Lineage: Eukaryota; Metazoa; Chordata; Mammalia; Primates; Cercopithecidae
Gene: GABPB2
Product: GA binding protein transcription factor subunit beta 2
Exons: 7
Coding region: 847-1521 (224 amino acids)
Biological process (GO): positive regulation of transcription by RNA polymerase II
Cellular component (GO): nucleus
Molecular function (GO): protein binding; transcription cis-regulatory region binding
Source: RefSeq, a predicted model, not a curated record
AAAAAAAAUAAUAAAGAAAAAAAAGAAAUGACUCAGUUCUUUGUUUCACUGUUCGCACGGACAGCUUGGCUCUGGGGUCCUUACAUUCGGGCUGUAACUGGAAAAAUGUGUCCAUCAGGCACCAGAACCCAAUUCACAAAGUCAGGAACGUCCCAAACAGCUGCAGCCGAGGUUUGGGAUAAGGAAGUGAGGCUUUCCUGUCAACCUAAACCUGGCCGCCCAGGACCCCGAAGAAACAGCCAAGAGUUAAGACGCAAACUGCAGGACUGACGCACGAUCCGAGUCUCCCUCAGCGGUUCUCCAGGUUCUUGGCGCCAACACGAGUCCCGGGCUCCGUCCCCUGCUGGAACUAAUCAGACGCGCAAGACACGUAACCACUAGUCCUCCGCCUCGUUAAAUAGUCCUGCCUAGGAUGCCUCGGUGACGCACUUUUCCACCUCAGAAGUCCCUCAGCAGAUAUGCGAUGAGCCUCGGGGGUGCAUCAUCUUUCUGUUCGAAUGGGAGUAUGGGUUUUCUGAUCAUUUUCCCUUCACAGAUUCCUCCGCCAGAAAUCUUACUCGCGGCGUCUUCAUUUCCGGGUCCGCCAUUUCGUUGCCUCUGUUUCUCCACGAGGGGGGGUUAAAGGCCCCCAAAACAUGCACACAUGAAAAGGGCAAAAAGUAACCGUCCUUGACAGGCAGUCUUAACUAGAGAAGGAAACGGGACUAAACUGGCGGGCUCCGUGGAAGCGCGGCCGGCAGCGUCCCGGACGAGGAGGGGAAUGAAAUGGUGUUUUGUUGUUGUUGUUGAGACGGAGUCUCGCUCUGUCGCCCAGGCUGGAGUGCACUGGCCGGAUCUCAGCUCACUAUGUCUUUGGUGGACUUGGGAAAGAGGUUGCUAGAGGCAGCAAGAAAAGGCCAAGAUGAUGAAGUGAGAACAUUGAUGGCAAACGGCGCCCCAUUCACCACAGACUGGCUUGGAACAUCACCCCUCCACCUUGCAGCUCAGUAUGGUCAUUAUUCCACAGCAGAAGUACUCCUUCGAGCAGGUGUUAGCAGGGAUGCCCGGACUAAAGUAGACAGGACCCCCUUGCACAUGGCUGCUGCGGAUGGACAUGCACACAUCGUGGAACUGCUCGUUCGGAAUGGUGCAGAUGUGAAUGCCAAGGACAUGCUGAAGAUGACAGCUUUGCAUUGGGCCACAGAGCGCCACCAUCGAGAUGUUGUAGAGUUACUUAUCAAAUAUGGAGCUGAUGUCCAUGCUUUCAGCAAAUUUGAUAAAUCUGCCUUUGACAUAGCUCUGGAGAAAAACAAUGCUGAGAUUUUGGUCAUCCUCCAGGAAGCAAUGCAGAAUCAGGUGAAUGUUAAUCCAGAGAGAGCCAACCCUGUGACUGACCCUGUGACUAUGGCUGCUCCAUUCAUCUUCACAUCGGGAGAGGUUAUUAACCUCGCAAGCCUUGUUUCUUCAGCCAACACCAAAACAACCUCAGAGACGGGGUUUCACCGUGUUAGCCAGGAUAGUCUCGAUCUCCUGACCUCGUGAUCUACCCGCAUCAGCCUCCCAAAGUGCUGGGAUUACAGGCAUGAGCCACCGCCCCCAGCCUUUCAGUCAGCAUCUCCUCUUACAGAUAUUUGUUUUACAAUGAAAUAACUUGUGUCCUCAUUUAAAUAAAUUUUCCAAUUGGCUAUUGGUUUCUUUUUC